UCAUUCUGGCUAGUCAAUGAGACCAGGCUGCAUAUAAACCCAAGCACUCUUGACUGCAUUCAGAGUACGACCAAGUCAUCACCUCGCUAUGGAAUUACUGAGGAAUAUCUCUCAACAGCCGACGAAUAGCAACAGGAUGUACGAGCCCAACCAACCCGGUUCCUGUGAACUGCGGAGAAAGAGAACUGAGGACCACGGUCAUGCACCUGCAGAGAUGUCGAAGAUUAUCACGGAUCCUGCCACCGGGAAAUGUUACUGCCGUGGGAAAGUUCUGGGAAAGGGAGGUUUCGCCAAGUGCUAUGAGAUGACCGACCUGUCCACGAGUAAAGUUUAUGCAGCGAAAAUUAUUCCCCACACGCGCGUCUCCAAACCGCACCAACGGGAAAAGAUUGAUAGGGAAAUCGAGCUACACAGAGUUCUCCACCAUAAACACAUCGUGCACUUUUACCAUCAUUUCGAGGAUAAAGAUAACAUCUACAUCCUCCUGGAAUACUGCAGUAGAAGAUCUUUGGCACAUAUCCUGAAGGCGCGCAAAGUGCUCACAGAGCCUGAAGUGCGAUACUACCUCCGUCAGAUCGUCUCAGGGCUGAAGUACCUGCAUGAACAAGAUAUCCUACACAGAGACCUCAAACUUGGUAACUUCUUUGUGAGUGAGUCGAUGGAGCUGAAGGUGGGAGACUUUGGGCUGGCUGCCAAGCUAGAGCCUGCUGGUAACAGGAGGAAGACCAUCUGUGGGACACCCAACUACCUGUCCCCUGAGGUGCUCAACAAGCAGGGCCACGGCUGUGAAUCAGACGUCUGGGCCCUGGGUUGUGUCAUGUACACCAUGCUCCUGGGCAGACCCCCGUUCGAGACCACCAAUCUGAAGGAGACGUACAGGUGUAUCCGGGAGGCGCGUUACUCCCUGCCCUCCUCCCUGUCGCCCCAGGCCAAACAGCUCAUCUCCAGCCUCCUGGCCAAGGCCCCGGAGGACCGACCUCACCUGGACCACAUACUGCGCCAUGAUUUCUUCUCACAGGGUUUUGUGCCAGAGCGUCUUCCUGCUAGUUGCUGCCACUCCGCUCCAGAGUUCCACAUCUCCAGCCCUGCCAAGAGCUUCUUCAAGAAGGCUGCGGCUGCCCUCUUCGGCGGGAAGAGAGACAAGGUCAAAUACUACGAGACUCUGAAUAAACUCACCAAAGAGGAAGAGGAGAUCUACAAGCUUCGACAUGACCUGAAGAAGACGGUUAUCAGCCAGCAGCAGCAGAGCAAACAGAUGACUGAGGAUGGAAGGCCACCGUCACCAUCUAAUGGGAGGCCUGUCGCCCCGGCAACAGAGGGCCUGCCCCCGACGACGCGAGACACCAUCCGGCUUAUUGUCAGGGGCAGUCUGGGUAGCUGCAGCAGCAGUAGCGAAUGUCUUGAGGACAGCACCACUGGCAGUGUGGCUGAGACAAUCACCAGCGUUCUCAGAGGAUGCCUGGAAAACAUGCCCAAAGCGGAUGACAUCCCCAAAGGGACAGAGUGCAGUAACCUGCAGUGGGUCACUAAGUGGGUGGACUACUCCAACAAGUAUGGCUUUGGCUACCAGCUCUCAGACCACAUAGUGGGCGUUCUGUUCAACAACGGGACACACAUGAGCCUCCUCGCAGACAAGAAGACUGUCCACUACUAUGCUGAGUUGGGUCAGUGCUCUGUGUUCUCCACAUCUGACGUGCCUGAGCACUUUGUAGGUCAGGUGACCGUCCUCAAGUACUUUGCCCACUACAUGGAAGAGAACCUGAUGGAUGGUGGAGACUUGGUGAGCCAGCCAGACACACACAUGCCCAGACUCUACCUGCUGCAGUGGCUCAAGUCUGACCGUGCCCUCAUGAUGCUCUUCAACGACGGCACGUUUCAGGUCAACUUCUACCACGACCACACCAAGAUCAUCCUGUGCACCCAGAGGGAGGAGUACAUGCUGACAUACAUCAACGAGGAGCGUGUGUCCUCCACCUUCAGACUGAGCUCCCUGCUCACCUCCGGCUGCCCCGCAGACCUGCGCCAACGCAUGGAGUACUCACUCAACAUGCUGCUGCAGCGCUGCAACUGAACCAGGUAGCAGCACCACGCGGGGAACCGUUUAUAGAGCCGGACAGUCAUCAACAUGCUACUGCAGCGCUGAAACUGAACCAGGUAGCAGCACCACGCGGGGAACCGUUUAUACAGCCGGACAGUCAUCAACAUGCUACUGCAGCGCUGAAACUGAACCAGGUAGCAGCACCACGCGGGGAACCGUUUAUACAGCCGGACAGUCAUCAACAUGCUACUGCAGCGCUGAAACUGAAUUAGGUAGCAGCGGCAGGUGGUGGGACAGUGAAUGGGGUCGGACCUGUGUAAAGCAAUGGACUACCGAUUGGUAACCUUUGCCAAUCUAUCAGCAGAGGUGCAGCUGAAUCUGGAUGGAGAGGCUCUGGAAAGGACAGUGUAUUGAGCACAAGGACUUUGAACAGAAAAGGGCUGAUGUGUAUGUUGAUAAUCGGAGGAUAAGAUGAUUGGAUGUUAUGUUAUGAUGAGGGGAUGGAGGUACGAAUGUGAAAACCAUCUGUUUUUGAGGAAGAGUGUGGAAGUGAAGAGGACAGUAACACUGGGCUGGACCCACAUAAAACUGUUAUGUUAUUGUUAUUUUUCUAAUGAAAGUAGAACCAUAAGGGCUGAUGGAUGCUUCAAACCUGAUCCUGGGGCCUCCCCUGGGAGCACGUUUUGUUUUUUUGUCCUAGCACUACACAGCUGAUUCAAAUAACCAAUUCAUCAUCAAGCUUUGAUUAUUUGAAUCAGCUGUGUAAUGCUAGGGCAAAAAACAAAGUGGCCCCAGGACUGAGUUUGGGACACCCUACACUAGAGGACUGUAAUGUACACAGCACUUCUGCAGAGGGAGGGGAGGCUGUGUGUGGGGAGAAACACUAGCUAACUUCAAACUGUGAUUCAUUCUCUGUGAGGACAGAUGGACAUGGCUGUUUUACUGUGAAGGAGGGGGAGAAUGAUGUUGAUCAUACAAGAAGAGCCAUUACACUGUUAGACAUUGGAAAAAAAUAACUUAUUGUGUACAAAAGUGAAGUAUUUAAUAAAUAUACAACUUUUUCAAAAAAUA
This is a messenger RNA of Salvelinus fontinalis (brook trout), 3109 nucleotides long. RefSeq names its product polo-like kinase 2b (Drosophila) (gene plk2b). The transcript is spliced from 13 exons. NCBI's taxonomy places the organism in Eukaryota, Metazoa, Chordata, Actinopteri, Salmoniformes, Salmonidae. The coding region runs from base 89 to 2071 and encodes 660 amino acids. Gene Ontology annotation, biological process: mitotic cell cycle; regulation of cytokinesis; protein phosphorylation. The record is from RefSeq and is a predicted model, not a curated record. Gene Ontology annotation, cellular component: nucleus; centrosome; cytoplasm. Gene Ontology annotation, molecular function: protein serine/threonine kinase activity; ATP binding; protein binding.